Molecule: messenger RNA, 5562 nt
Organism: Ictidomys tridecemlineatus (thirteen-lined ground squirrel)
Lineage: Eukaryota; Metazoa; Chordata; Mammalia; Rodentia; Sciuridae
Gene: Cilp2
Product: cartilage intermediate layer protein 2
Source: RefSeq, a predicted model, not a curated record
AGUGUGGAACUUCCCGCCACCUUCCCCAAAAAGCUCCAACCCGAAGAAUGGAGAGUGGGUUCAGGGUUAGGACUCCCAGACGCUCAGAGUAGCCUGAAACCCGAUAGGAUCGAAGUUAGACGUGGUGGAGGACUUCCAGCCGCCUAAAGCACGUAGGUCCGGGGAGCUUCAGGUUCGAUUCCAAGUGCUGGUUGGCGCAGGCAGCUUGGGACCCAACUUGGAGGAUAAAGGGUGGGAAGGAGGUCCAGCCAGCGACGAGGAAACAAAUACACGCUGGCCUGAGGGAGAAGGCAAAGUGGUGGGAAGACACAGAAGUGGUUACUUGAGCCGCAGUCACACAGGGCCGGGGGCGUGGCCUGGCCUGCAUUCAGCGCGGUCUGCAAGGGGCGGGGCUUGCGUUGUGUCCCGCCCCUAUGUUGAAUCCUAGCGGCCGCCAGACCCGCUUGAGUCCGAUCCGAGCUCACUGCGGAGUCCCGACCCUCCCUCGGAGGCUCGGACCUGGAGAUGGCGUCACUGCUACCACUGCUCUGUCUCUGUGUCGCCGUAGCGCACCUGGCGGGUGCCCGAGGUGAGAUGCCCCCAGCCCUAGGCUCCCGGAGGCUUGACAGCCAGGUUUGCGUGAGCUACAUUAGGAAAAAGAACCAGGCACCUACGUGCCUCCCCAGGGUUGAAGCCCCCUUCGCCAGCCUUGGAGUGGGGGCGAUGGGGAAACGGAGCUCUGGUCCAUCCGGGGUGGGGACAGGAUCUCUUAUUCCCUGCCCUCCUGGAAGGCACAAUGGACGUGCCAGGAGUGUGGAUGUGAACCUUAGGUUUCUUUGGUUUCCAGAGACGGGUGGGGUACCUGACCCACCCAGCCCCAGCUUUUGGACCCUGAAUCGCCAGGUCUCCCUUCCUAGACCAAAGGGUCAGAAACAUUCCCUCCCUUGCACACACCCGCACCACCCAAAGAAACAAUCCCCAUCUCUGGAAUGUCCUGCCAUGGGGGCUGGUGAUGGACCCAUUUCUCAGAGGAGACUGAGGCUCCAAGGAGGAAGGGACUUGUCUUAGGCUGUCACCCUGACUGAGUUACGUUCUUAAGAUCAGAGAAGACAAGGUGGAUUCCAAGGACAGAUUGGGCCCCAAGUAAAAGGAUGGAAAGGGUAGACGGAGAGAGGAACUUUUAAUCUAUCUGAUGAAAAAAUGAAUACAUACAAGAGAAUAGAGUCACAGUCGAAUGAACUUGACUAAACUUGUGGCUGCUUAGCACACUCAAGGGGUGAUCGGAGCCUGGGGGAGCAGAGUGGGACAGACUCCCCAGCUCAUACGGAGUUGAAGCUGGGCCAGAGAAAGGGACAGCGCUGCAGGAGUCUGGGGCUGGUAAUGGAAAGGUUCUUGGAGGAGGGUGUGCUGUAGUCCACAGGGCUAGGGUUGGCUUCUGGCCUAUCAGGAGCCUCAGUUUCCUACUGUGUAAAAUGAGAAUGAUCACCGCCUUCCUCUUGCACAAGGGGAGGGGGUCACAGUGGUCCCCAUCACUGUCCUUCCUUUCCCCAACUCUUCCAGAUGCCACUCCCGUGGAGGAGCCCACAGGAAUUGCAUGGGGUCUGCAAGGAAGGUCGCUGCACCCUGGCCAGCCCUCACCAGCCCUGGAGGACUGGGAAGAGGCAAGCGAGUGGACGUCCUGGUUCAACGUGGACCAUCCUGGAGGAGACGGCGACUUCGAGAGCUUGGCGGCCAUUCGCUUCUACUACGGACCUGCCCGUGUGUGCCAGAGGCCGCUGGCGCUGGAGGCUCGCACCACCGACUGGGCCCUGCCGUCCGCGGUCGGCGAGCGCGUGCACUUGAAUCCCACGCGCGGCUUCUGGUGCCUCAACCGCGAGCAGCCGCGCGGCCGCCGCUGUUCCAACUACCACGUGCGCUUCCGCUGCCCGCUCGAGGUCGCCUGGGGCACGUGGGGUCCGUGGGGUCCCUGCUCUAGGAGCUGUGGGCCGGGCCGUCGCUUGCGCCACCGCAGCUGCGCAGGCCCGGCUGAGGAUGCGUGUCCAGGGCGUUCCGUGGAGGCCCAAAAAUGUGUGCGGCCUUCGUGCCUAGGAUGCAGCCCUGACUUCUGCAGGUGCCCUGACCACAUCCUUCUGGGCUUGGUGGUUACACCAUCUGGGCGACCACUGUCAGGAGCCAGGGUGUUCCUGAGAGCCCGACCUGGCACUAUAGCCACCAGUGAUGCCCAAGGAACCUUCCAGGUGCCUGGAUUCUGUGCCAGUAACCAGGCCAACGUCAGUGCCCAGAUGGACGGCUUCUCUGUAGGUGUGGCUCGGGUCCAGGCCAAUGGCACCAACUCUGCUGUGGUCACCAUUGUCCUUGAUAAGUUACGAAAGCCCUACCUGGUGAAGCACCCUGAGUCCAGAGUGCGAGAGGCUGGCCAGAAUGUAACCUUUUGCUGCAAAGCCUCAGGAACCCCUAUGCCCAAGAAAUACUUGUGGUUUCACAAUGGGACCCUGCUGGACAGGCGAGAACAUGGGUAUGGGGCCCACUUGGAGCUUCGAGGGCUGCGCCCAGACCAGGCUGGUAUCUACCAUUGCAAGGCGUGGAAUGAGGCCGGAGCUGUGCGCUCUGGCGCUGCCCAGCUCAUCGUGCUUGCUCCAGGCCAGCCAGCCUGCGAUCCCCGACCCCGAGAACACCUCAUCAAGCUCCCGGAUGACUGUAGCCAGCCAGGCAGCGGCCCUGCGUACCUGGAUGUCGGCCUCUGUCCGGACACCCGCUGCCCCAGCUCUGCAGGCUCAAGUCCCCGGUGUGGGGACCCUGGCUCCCGCUGCUGCUCGGUGCGCCGCCUAGAGAGCAGAGAGAUACACUGCUCCAGCUACGUCCUCCCAGUGAAGGUGGUGGCCGAGUGUGGCUGCCAGAAGUGUCUGCCUCCUCGGGGACUGGUCCGGGGCCGGGUGGUAACCGCAGACUCCGGGAAGCCCCUGCGCUUCGCUAGGAUCCUGCUGGGCCAGGAAUCCAUCGGCUUCACCUCCUACCAGGGCGACUUCACAAUCGAAGUGCCGCCCUCCACCGAACGGCUGGUGGUGACUUUCGUGGACCCCAGUGGUGAGUUCAUGGAUACUGUCCGGGUCUUGCCUUUUGACCCUCGAGGUGCUGGCGUGUAUCACGAGGUCAAGGCCAUGCGGAAGAAAGCCCCAGUCAUCUUAGACGCCAGCCAGAGCAACACGAUCCCGCUCGGGGAUAUGGAAGAGGCGCCCUUGGGGGAGCUGGUCCUGCCGCCUGGAUCCUUCCGCCACGCAGACGGCAAACCGUACACUGGGACUGUGGAGGCCCGGGUAACGUUCGUGGACCCCAGAGAUCUCACCUCGGCGGCUGCAGCCCCCAGUGAUCUGCGCUUCGUGGACAGUGAUGGUGAGCUGGCCCCGCUGCGCACCUACGGCAUGUUCUCCGUGGACCUCCGCGCGCCGGGCUCCACGGAGCAGCUGCACACUGGGCCUGUGGCGGUGCGUGUGGCCGCAGACCAGAUCCACAUGGCCGGCCACACGGAGGCCCUCAAGCUGUGGUCCCUGAACCCCGAGAACGGCUUGUGGGAGGAGGAGAGCGGCUUCAAACGCCAGGGCUCCUUGGCCGCCCGGGUCCGCCGGGAGGAGCGUGUCUUCCUGGUGGGCAACACUGAGAUCCGCGAGCGGCGCCUGUUCAACCUGGACGUGCCCGAGCGCCGCCGCUGCUUCGUGAAGGUGCGCGCCUACGUCAACGACAAGUUCACCCCCAGCGAGCAGGUGGAGGGCGUGGUGGUCACGCUGGUGAACCUGGAGCCUGCCCCGGGCUUCUCCGCCAACCCCCGCGCGUGGGGUCGCUUCGACAGCGUGGUCACCGGCCCCAAUGGCGCCUGUCUCCCCGCCUUCUGCGACGCCGACAGCCCCGACGCUUACACGGCCUUCAUCACGGCCACCCUGGGGGGCGAGGAGCUGGAGCCGGCGCCUUCCCGGCCUCGCCCGCGCGCGGCGGCAGUGGGCGUCACGCAGCCCUACCUGGACAGGCUGGGUUACCGCCGCACCGACCACGACGACCCGGCGCUCAAACGCAACGGCUUCCACAUCAACCUCGCAAAACCCAGACCCGGCGUCCCCUCCGAGGCCAACGGCCCCGUGUACCCGUGGCGCAGCCUGCGGGAGUGCCAGGAGGCUCCGGUGAACGCCAGUCACUUUCGUUUCUCGCGAGUGGAGGCCGACAAGUACGAGUACAAUGUGGUCCCCUUCCGGGAAGGCACGCCAGCCUCCUGGACCGGCGAUCUCCUGUCCUGGUGGCCUAAUCCACAGGAAUUCCGGGCCUGCUUCCUCAAGGUGAAGAUCCAAGGCCCGCAGGAGUACAUGGUCCGCGCCCACAACGCAGGGGGGAGCCACCCGCACACCCAGGGCCAGCUCUACGGGCUGCGAGAUGCCCGCAGUGUCCGCGACCCUGAGCGACCCGGCAUCUCUGCGGCCUGCGUGGAGUUCAAGUGCAGUGGGAUGCUGUUUGACCAGCGUCAGGUGGACAGGACGCUGGUCACUGUCACGCCCCAGGGCAGCUGCCGCCGGGUGGAGGUUAAUGGGCUUCUGCAGGAUUACCUGGCCCGGCACCCCCCACCCGUGCCCUCCGAGGACCAGGCUGCCUUUGCCAUGCUAGCCCCCCUGGACCCUCUUGGUCACAACUAUGGCAUCUACACCGUCACUGACCAGAGCCCAAGGCUGGCUAAGGAGAUCGCCAUUGGCCGCUGCUUCGAUGGCUCCUCUGAUGGCUUUUCCAGGGAGAUGAAGGCUGAUGCCGGCACAGCGAUCACCUUCCAGUGCAGGGAACCACCAGCCCGGCCCAACCUUUUCCAGAGGCUGCUGGAGUCCCCAGCGUCAGCGCUUGGUGACAUCCGCAGGGAGAUGGGUCAGGCAGCCAGGCCACAGAGCGGGGCUACCAGUUCCUUCAGCACCCAAAGGGGCCAGUGACCUGGGCCCACGACCUCACUCCCCUGCCUUGCUUUGGACUCCUUGUUCUGGGACUUCUCACCCCACUUCUUCCCCAGAGGCCCCCUUUCCAGGUUUUUGGGGUCUCAUUCCCCUCCCCACCAGAAUUUAGAGUUAAGAAAAAAAACUAGGCGUGUCCAAAGGUGGAAGUGUGAGGCAGGUGGGCAGUUUUCGAGGUGUGACCUGAGGUGAAGCUUGCUCUGACAGGGGUUGGAGCCAGCCUCCCGAGAGCCAGUCACCAGACUGAGGCCUGCGGAAACUGUUCCCUGCUCAAAAGCGGUUUCUGACUUUCACGUGUAUGUUGACCUUGAUUUCAGAUAGUCUGCCCUUUGGCGAGAAGCCCUCUCUGCCUGUUGCUGAGCUUUAUAAGGUCCCCCACCCCAAGCUUUAUUCUGGGAUUAUUUAUUGAAAUAAAGCCCAGGGGGCUUGUUGUGGAUGUGAGUGGGGGAUCCAGGCUGGACCCAAUGAAAGUGAGGGAGGGGCUUCUUGUGGCCUCUUUCCAGGGGAAGCUCUGGGGAUGGGGGCAGAUUAACAAUUCUCAUGUUUGGUGCUUGGAAAUCCCUUUGGUGGGGUUGGGGCAGGUGCUCAAUUAAAAAUGCUUUAUUUCCAA